This is a messenger RNA of Brienomyrus brachyistius, 2808 nucleotides long. RefSeq names its product protein disulfide-isomerase TMX3-like. The transcript is spliced from 16 exons. Gene Ontology annotation, molecular function: protein disulfide isomerase activity. NCBI's taxonomy places the organism in Eukaryota, Metazoa, Chordata, Actinopteri, Osteoglossiformes, Mormyridae. Gene Ontology annotation, biological process: peptidyl-cysteine oxidation. Gene Ontology annotation, cellular component: endoplasmic reticulum. The coding region runs from base 75 to 1406 and encodes 443 amino acids. The record is from RefSeq and is a predicted model, not a curated record.
UCGACGGUGCGCGCACGCGCAGUGCAGCGUCCCUUGACGGCUGCGCUUCCUGCCCUGCAGCGCAAGCCGAAAAGAUGGCAGGCGGGAAAGCAUUUCUGUUUUCCAUAGUAUGCUUGCUGAGUACAGCCGUAUUUGCAUUUGUCGAAGAACUCGCUGGCACGUUCAAAGAUAUAAAAAACGACGACGUUUGGUUGGUGGAUUUCUACGCACCAUGGUGCGGUUACUGUAAAAAGCUGGAGCCGGUGUGGCAUGACGUCGGGGCAGAGCUGAAACGGUCCGGGUCGCCGGUACGAGUAGGAAAGAUGGACGCCACCGCGUUCACAGGUGUUGCUUCAGAUUUUGGAGUGAGAGGUUACCCCACAAUAAAACUAAUAAAGGGGGAAGCAUCCUACAACUACAAAGGGCCCAGAACUAAAGAUGCCAUUAUUGAGUUCGCCAACAGGCUGGCAGGCCCAGUCGUCCGAUCUCUACCAAGCAAGCAGAUGUUUGAACAUGUCCUGAGAAGACAUGAUGUCCUAUUUGUCUACGUCGGAGGGGUGUCACCUCUCAAGGACAAGUACACGGAAAUGGCCUCAGAGCUGAUUGUGCACACCUACUUCUUCUCAGCCUUGGAGGACAUCCUUCCUGAGACAGUGACUUUGAACGAGGUACCUGCUGUUCUGGUCUUUAAAGAUGGGGGCCACUUUGUGUACGAUGAAUAUGCGGAUGGGAGCCUCUCAUCCUGGGUAUCCAGGGAGCGCUUUCUGAGUUACCUGCCCAUCGAUGGAUACACCCUCUAUGAUCUUGGAGAUACAGGCAAGUUGGUGGCAAUAGUGAUCAUUGAUGAGAAGAACCCAACUGAAGACAGCAUCAGGUUAAAGAAUCUGGUUCAAAGAGUAGCAACUGAAUACCGAGAUCAUUACAACAGGGAUGUUCAGUUUGGACACAUGGAUGGUAACGAGUAUAUUAACAGCCUUAUUAUGGGUGAGAUCUCGGUUCCCUCCAUCAUCAUGCUGAAUGCCACCAGUGAGCAGUACUUCCUCCCCAAGAAGCCUGUCAGCACACUGGAGGAGCUGCUCCACUUCAUCAACAGUGUGCUGGAUGGGACUGCUGAGGGACACGGGGGAGAUGGAGUGAUUCAGAGAGUAAAGAGACUAGCGUACGAUGCCAAAUCCACUGUGCAGUCUGUGUUCCAUAGUUCCCCCAUCCUGGGCUGCUUCCUGUUUGGGCUUCCCAUGGCUGUCAUCAGCCUCAUGUGCUACGUCCUCUGCACCGCCUCUGCGGCCGAUGACGGCACCGAGGAUCUCAAGCGGGAUGAAGAAGACGAGGACGAGGAGGAUGAAGAGGACGAGGGCCAGGGAAGGCCCGCGUUGCUGGACACAACAGAGGAAACCAACAAGAGCACCAUGGACAAGAAAGUAGAUUAACUCAGGGAGCCAUUUCAGUCUGAGGUUUAGCGACACGAUACUUGAAAAUCUUUUUAUAUGAUUAGAUCUAUUGUCAGCCUGCCUCCUGUUGUUAUUUAGAUAUUUGUUCGAUUUCAUUUCUCUUAUCUUGUGAAUGGACCUUUUUUUUUUUUUUUUUUUACUUUACUUUACACAAGUGUGGGACUGAGCAGUUGGGGGAGGGGAAUUUGUAAAACCCAAGUUGGUUCCCAGGUCAGUUUUUAUGUUUUGCUGUAUGGGAAGAAACGUCCCUACUAUAGAAUCGCUUCACCUGCGGCGCACCGUUCAUGAAAAGCUCAUCCAUCUGCAGGGACUUGGGGGUGUUGCUACCUAACUAGUCCUACUACACCUGGUUUUCUGAAUUAGGAGACUGCACAAGGGUCACGACUACAGCUGUCCUGCUCUGGUCUCGUGGUUUAUGUUCUUUGUUUCGUCGUUCUCUUUCUUUUUAUAAGCCUUAAUGAAUAGGUAUCUAUUCAAUUGCUUAAUAGUCACAUAGUUUGAAGGCAGACUGUGUUCAGAGUGGUUCUCCUGUUCAUUUUCUAGGGGUAUUUUCUCAUUUCUACACAGAAAUUAAUCCACUGAAGUCUGUGAGAAAUCUCCACUAAAAGGAGGCUUAACUUUAAUGUGGAAGUGUGUUUUUAAAAUGUGUAUAGCUUCGUUUUACCCGUUCAAGGCCCAUCUGCUUAAAUAGUUGUGUGUGUUUUUUUAAGCCAUGUUAAGGAAUCUGCCUGAAUGUGAUGAACACAUUUAACAAAUGCACUGAGAUGCUUACUAGAGGUAACAUGCACUGUGUGUGGAAAUGAAUCCAGACUUUACAGGGAUUUAGGUUGUUUUUUUUUUAUUUUAAUAAAAUAUUGAAGUAAAUAUUGCCAGGUAAUUCUAUGUAGCGAUGAAACAGACUUGAGACUAUGAUAAGAAGCAGCUUGCUUUAGUUUCUGAGAGGUGCAGGUUUGUACUACGGUACACGUAACAUAAAAUGUUUCGUUUUGUAAAGGGCACAGCUUUUAGGCUGCAAGAAACAUUGCUGUCUCUUCCCAUUCCAACUCAUUCUACUGUUACAUUCACUUUUUUCUGCAUCGUUAAUUUGCAGAUUCAGGUGAACAGAAUGGAAGACCAAAGAGAAUUACAUUGAUCGCUGAUCAGAUAUGGGGAUCGAUUCACAUAGAUGUUGUUUAUGUUUAUGGUGUUACAGAAUGUCAAAUAAUAUACUCCACAAUCCACCCAGAUUAUCUGUAUACUGUAACAAAUGCAUUGCAUAUGAAAUCAUAACAAUGAAAGAUGCCUACAGAAGUACAAGGUCAUUGAAUUAAGUUUUUUUUUAUGUCUGAAGCCACAUGCAUUUGCAUUAUUAUAGGAAAUUAAAUAUUUGCCAUGGAAAUUA